CUUCACCUUUCGGUCGCGCUAUAAUCGAGAGUACAACGCGCAAAUAACGUAAAAAUGUUCAUCCUCCUGAUUAUAUCGCUCAUCGCGAUCGUCACAACAUGGGUAGUGUUGACUGUCGCGAAGAACAUGCUGGUCGUUCGGGCGCUCCAGAAGAAACUCUCCAAACUCCACACGAUUCCAGCGGUUCCCGUGCUGGGCAACUCGCUUCUAUUCAAGCGCGAUUCUUCGCCGCCCGCGAUUUUCGCAAGGAUGAAGGAAUUUCAUCACAUUUUCGGAAACGAUUUGAUCGCUCAAGGUCUGUUCAACAAGCCUGCCCUGCAGAUCACCAGUGCCGCAAUGGUGGAGCAGGUGAUCGGCGCAAAAACGAUUCAGAAAUCGCUCAUCUACGAUUUCAUGAAACCAUGGGUGAAUGAAGGAUUGAUAACGGCACUGGGGAAGAAGUGGGCGCUGCGCAGAAAAAUUAUCACGCCUACGUUUCACUUCAAAAUAUUGGAGGAAUUUCUUGCGAUAUUCAAUCGGCAAACAGAAGUGUUGGUCGAAAAGCUACAGCAGCAAUCGGAGAAGGGCGAUUUCGAUAUUUACAAGUAUAUAACGCUCUGUGCUUUGGAUAUUAUAUCGGAGUCCGCAAUGGGAGUGAAAUUAAAUGCUCAGGAUAGCCCCAGCUCCUCGUACGUGAAGGCGGUUAAAGAGAUGUCUGAAAUAAUUUUCCGAAGACUGUUCAGUUUAGGAAACGAGUAUAAGAUACUGUUCCAACUUUCAAAAGCAGCUCAACGUCAGAAGGCAGCGCUUUCCAUACUGCACGAGUUCACCAAUUCAGUAAUCCUUGCCAGGAAACAUCAGCUCGAAGAUGAACAAUUGCGAAAAACAACCCUGGAAAAAAUGGAUGAAACCGAUAUCUACGGCAAACGCAAGAUGACCCUGCUUGAAUUACUUUUGAAUGUUUCCGUAGAAGGACACCGGCUAAACGAAACAGAUAUCCGUGAAGAGGUGGACACAUUCAUGUUUGCCGGUCAUGACACAACGACUUCCUGCAUUAGCUUCAGCGCGUAUCACAUUGCGCAAAAUCCGGAAGUGCAACGGAAGCUGUACGAGGAAAUGGUGCUUGUGCUCGGGGAAAAUUUUAAAACCAUCGAACUGACUUACAGUAUGCUACAGGAGCUCAAAUAUUUGGACAUGACAAUAAAGGAAGUCCUCCGGAUUCAUCCAUCCGUGCCGAUAAUAGGACGCAAAUCUACCGGCGAUAUGAUUAUCGAUGGCCAAGCAAUCCCAGCAGGGGUCGAUAUUGCAAUUUUCAUCUACGCAAUGCAUAACAAUCCGGAGAUUUUCCCCGAGCCGGAAAAGUUCGAUCCAGAGCGAUUCAACGAGGAAAAUUGUAGCAAACGGCACCCUUACAGUUACAUUCCGUUCAGUGCCGGUGCUAGGAAUUGUGUAGGGCAGAAGUAUGCCCUGCUGGAGGUCAAGACAACGCUGGUCAAAAUUCUUGGGAACUAUCAACUGUUGCCGUGUCAUCCGAAAAAUAAUGUACAGUUGAAAACAGAUAUGACGCUUCGCCCCGUCAAUGGAGCAUUCGUGAAAAUCAUUCCGCGAUAGAGGUCUAUUCCAUAUGUUUAAAACUGUUCGUAUAUUAUCUGCUGAUUUUUUAUCUGUAUGUUAUUCUGACCAGUCAUGUAAAAGAACAAACGUAGAUAAGGGAGAGAUUACUUGUGAUCAGUGUUAAAGUUGAGCGAGUCGAAACCCUCUGAUCCAAAAUAGAAUAACGAAUUUUCUGUAUAAAUUAGCUUCGAUGUACCCUUCAAUUUUCCUUAAUAUUUAGGGAGAAUACUUUGUUUAUCCCAUAGAUUAUUAGAGAAUUUGCAUCAUUAAUAACAUUAAUAAUAAAUGAC
Messenger RNA from Toxorhynchites rutilus septentrionalis, 1883 nucleotides. RefSeq names its product cytochrome P450 4C1-like. The record is from RefSeq and is a predicted model, not a curated record. The transcript is spliced from 2 exons. Gene Ontology annotation, molecular function: iron ion binding; oxidoreductase activity, acting on paired donors, with incorporation or reduction of molecular oxygen; heme binding. The coding region runs from base 55 to 1590 and encodes 511 amino acids. NCBI's taxonomy places the organism in Eukaryota, Metazoa, Arthropoda, Insecta, Diptera, Culicidae.